UCCAACGGCUGCACCUCCUCCCUAACCAAUAGAGAUUGGGCGCAAAUAUCUCCAGCAGUCUUUCUCAAGAUCUGUGGGUGGGUCUUACGUUUGUCAGUUUCGUUCCUUAGCAAUUUACUCACUUUAACACACUGCAGCAAGGGUGACAGGAGCAAAAGCGGAAAAAGACGGGGAAGGAUUUCAAGCACAACAGUGAUCAGAGCGAUGGCGGCCAUCAGGAAGAAGCUGGUGAUCGUGGGGGAUGGCGCGUGCGGGAAGACCUGCCUGCUCAUCGUCUUCAGCAAAGACCAGUUCCCCGAGGUCUACGUGCCCACCGUGUUCGAGAACUACAUCGCCGACAUCGAGGUGGACGGCAAGCAGGUGGAGUUGGCGCUCUGGGACACGGCCGGCCAGGAGGACUACGACCGGCUGCGGCCGCUGUCCUACCCCGACACCGACGUCAUCCUCAUGUGCUUCUCCAUCGACAGCCCCGACAGCUUAGAAAACAUUCCGGAGAAGUGGACCCCGGAGGUGAAGCACUUCUGCCCCAACGUCCCGAUCAUCCUGGUGGGGAACAAGAAGGACCUGAGGAACGAUGAGCACACUCGGAGGGAGCUGGCCAAGAUGAAGCAGGAGCCGGUGAAGCCCGAGGAGGGCCGGGACAUGGCCAACCGCAUCAGCGCCUUCGGCUACCUGGAGUGCUCGGCCAAGACCAAGGACGGCGUGCGGGAGGUGUUCGAGAUGGCCACCAGGGCGGCGCUGCAGGUGCGCAAGCGCAAGAAGAGGAGUGGCUGCCUGCUGCUGUGAGGGAGAGAGGGGGCGGAGCCAACCACAGACCACCCAGACGAGCAACCUUCGACCAAACGCCAUCUUUGUACUGUACCUCACAUUCUGCGCCGGCAAGAAGAGAGUAGCGUAUGCCAACACACACACACAUACACACACGCACACACACGCGAAUGACGACAAAAGACUGGGUUCUAACACGGAUUAGAAAUGGACAUUUAUAGCCUACUGUAUUGCGUUCCUUUUAUUUCUGCCACCUUGGGUCUUUCUGUUAGUUUUUUUUUCUUUUCUUUUUCGCACCAGCAUAUCUUCCUGCUCCAAUAAUGAGAAAAGGCUAAUAUAUGUAUGUAUGUAUGUAUGAUGUAUGUAUGUUUUUUAUGUAUGUGCAUAUAUUCAGCCCGCCCCACCCCACUCUGCAGCUCCGCCCUGUUUCCCAUGGUCCACCUGACACAUGCAGGGACAGCCACAUUGAUUCACCCGAACUCAUCUUCCCUGAUGAUGUACGCAAUGAUUUAUACAGAAUGGGCCUAUCACCAUCCAGCACACGUGCACCUGCAGGGGUUUCCAUUUUAAUGGUGGGGGGGGGGGUCCGUUUGCUUAGAAGGAUUCAUGAAGCAGUUUACACUCUGAUAGGGGUCUCUAGUUUGAGAUCAAGUGAAAGCAAGAAGGGCUUGGGAUUGGUGGAUUUUGCCACACCCCCCUUUCCGCUCAGCCGCCAUUGGUUCCCUGCCUGUGAUGGUGUGCUUGAUUGGUCCAGGCCAUGCCCAUAUCCAAGGAGAAAGGUGGGUCACAGUUAAGGACGUGUGCAGAGCCCUGACUCUCCACUCGCAUGCUGCAGAGCCAAGAGAUCAUCCUCUCCAUUUGAGUGACUGUCCCUUACACCCUUUAAGGAGUGAGGUCACAAACCUGUGAUUAGAAUGUUCUCAACUGAACAUUCUAAUGCUGUGAUGUCACAGUCGCUACCGGUAACUGAAAGCAGUGGAGUUCUAGAAUACUGACUUAGAAUUUAGAAAAACAUUCCAAAAGAUCCUACCCCUCAAAGGGUUAAACCACAAACGAAACUGUGACUCCGCUCUGGUUCUGUCCCCCUGUCUGACCCCCUGCGGCUCUGGUUCUGUCCCUCGCCUGACCCCCUGCUGUCUACAGAGUCCUUGAGCACCAGACACAGUCGCGUUUCCUUAUCCUCGGCUCGAUGCGGUUCAGGCGUGAUGUGCAGACUGGAUUGGAGCGUAUCUGAAGGCUAGCCUGACUGAAUCAGACCCGCUCGUACGUGUGACUGACCGGACAGAACCGCCCAGAGAAGGAGAGAGCCUCUGAAGACCUGCGAAGAGCGGCUGAGGAACCGAAGGGACAAUUCGGUAACGCUAGGCUCUGACGCCCAAUGAGGCCCCCUGGUGGCGGGAAAUGGGAACGGCGGCUCUCCGCGCAGCAUUGAUCUGUUUGUGGAGGGUUAGUCACCACGCCGGCCGCAGGUUAAGCACGCCGAUCGAUGGGGUCCGAUUGGCUAACGGCCGUUUCGCCCAGCUCGCCCGACCGUCUGCCACCCAGAUACAUUAGAGAGAGAGAGAGAGAACCUGCCUAAAGGAGGGUCAAGCAGGGGGCUGUGAGGUUGCAGAGCCCUGACCCAGUCCCCCCCUCCCCCCCCCCAUAAGGGGAAGUGUGCUCUGAUCCUAGGUCCUCUGAGCCAGCUCCAAUUAUUCCCCAAACCCUUCUGUGAAAAGCCUGCACUAACCCAGGGGCAUGGAUGUGUACACAACAGGGGUCCCUGCAGGUGCCUAUCGGUGCCUUCCUGUGGGUGCGGUCUUUUGGGCGAUGAUUGGCUGGUGACCCGGGGGGUGCGGUCUUUUGGGUGAUGAUUGGCUGGUGACCCUGGGGGUGUGGCCUUUUGGCUGAUGAUUGGCUGGUGACCCUGGGGGUGUGGCCUUUUGGCUGAUGAUUGGCUGGUGCCCCUGCGGGUGCGGCCUUUUGGCUGAUGAUUGGCUGGUGCCCCUGGGGGUGUGGCCUUUUGGCUGAUGAUUGGCUGGUGACCCUGGGGGUACGGCCUUUUGGGCGAUGAUUGGCUGGUGCCCCUGCGGGUGCGUUUUUCGCUUGCGUACGCCGCAGAUGUUCCUGUCAGUCAAUACCUCCAAUCGGGAGAGAGAUGGCUCGGGUGUCUGGAUGUGUGACUCAAAAUGUCCCCAGUCCAAGGUGUACAGACCGCGCUCGGAGAGAGAAACCGAGCUCCCUGGGGUGGAAAGGCCAUCGCUAAUGGACAGAGGCACCCGGUCAGCGUUUAAUGAAACACAGCAGUCACGGCCAUCAAUCAAAAUGAUUGGCAGCGGCUAACCCCACCCAUUCAUCAAAGGCAGUACUGAUGGAACUUCAGGUUGAAAGUUUUGAGCCUACAAGGCCUUAAAUCUUUUUUAUUGCAUUUUAUUUCCCCCCCUCCCCUACACGCACACGUACACACACACACACACACACAUCAUUCUCAUAGCUUCUGAUUUGCUUUCUCUUAUACUGACUGGAUUUUGUUUUCUUUCUUGUGGUCGGGUGGAACCUUUCUGUUUGGUUAAAGUGAGUGGGGGGGGGGGAGAGUUGGAAAGGUGACACACUUCACUCUUCUGUUUGUGGCUCAUUUGGACUGGAGAAUAAACUGUCUGUCCUCUCAGCCCAGUUAAGUAAGAGGUUGAGCUUCGUACUGCUGACAAGCAGGCCACUCAAGAGGCCCCAAGAAUCCGCAGGGUCAAUUUUCUCACAGCCCCGCGACUGUUGGCUUCUCGCUGGGGUUGAAAUUCCCUCGAGGCCCCGGACGGACUCCUGAAAUCCCUUUCUGAAUUUGAAAAGGUUAUCGGCAUCCAAAUAAGGCUUUGCUGCUUAGUCUGUUUGCGUUAAAUGUUAAGGAGGCCGAAAUUGAGAGAUUUCCUCGGAUCGCGGAAUCAAUCGAUGCAUUGCAGGACGUUCGCUGGCUGCUAAUUUUGCGUUUCGCCUCACGGUCGUUUGCUGCCACGGCCGCCCCUCAUGUCCGCACAGGAGCCGCUCUGAAAUGGGACUUUAUUAAAGCCUUUGGAAUGGUUGGAAUUUCCAGCCUGUUUGGAAUUAAACUGCCCCAUUCCUCUCUUUUAAAAAAAAUUAUAAAAAUUUAGCAUAGUGCCAUUUAUGUAACCUUUCUCUUGCCGUUCUACGCUAAUAACUGAACUGCAAGUGUCGUACCAACUGGCUCUAAAGUUGAUUUGAUUUCCCUUUUGUUUUUCAUUGCUGUUUUAUAGCAUUUAAAUAAUUUAGCCAAGAGAGACUCACUCAAAAACCCUUCAGUAUUCAUGUCUGGUGUCACCUUCUCUUUUCUGUUCAGCAGCUCUAAUAGAGGCACUGGUAACGUUGUAGUUAGUGGGUAGCGCGAUGUACUGACUGGUUGACUUGUACCAAGAUUUGCAGACUGACUGAUGCAGUACCAGUGUGGUAAUGUUGAUGUUAUGGGAUGGCUUGCAGCAGACAGGUGUGAAGACACCUGGAGUUUUUUUGGAAGUCUUUCAAGAUGUUAUCUGGUUUACUGUUCUCCAAAGACAUCCUAGGUAGAAUGUCCUUAGAUUGAACAUCCUCUCUCAGUCUGUUCAGACCUGCAGUUGUUUACCGUCACACUGGGAUCCUGUAGUCUGCUUGUUUGUACCAGCCUGCCCAGGUCACCAUAGCUGAUGUGUGAAGAGAUAGUCUGCAGGGAAAGGUAUUACUCAAGCAGACCACAAGGGGGAGACAAAUCAAUAUUUAGAAGUUGUGGGCCACAGUUUCAGUUUCGACCUUUGUGUACACACCUGACAUUCAUUUCGUUUUUACACCCGCAUAAAUAAGAUGCAGCCCUGUGUAAUCCUGGGUGGAGAGGGGAAACGCCCUCUUUUUGGGGCUGCUGGUGGCUGGAGCUUGGAGGAAGGCGGGUCGAGCGCAUAGAUCAGAACACAGUGCCGUUUCAUGGCUGCAGUCUACCAAAUGAAGUGUUUUUUACACCUCUUAAGAAUAAAAACGAGACUUGGAGCUUAAUUGUGUCCAUUUUCCAAAGUAGAAUAUAAUCCAAAAUAUAAGGACUGUUAUAGUCAGUAAGAUGGAGUCAGACUGUAAUAGUCAGUAAGAUGGAGGUUUCAUGAACACCCACCUUCCGUGGAGCAGCAUGCAUCUGUCCAUCUGCGACCCGUUUGUGCAAAAUAAAAAGGCUUUGCUGUCCGCGGCAAAGCCCGAUGAAUUUAGAAUCUCAGCGAGAGAGCGACACUAUGGGGCUGCACUGAAGCCUCGCUCUCCCAUCACUCCCGUUUGGUCGAGCCGGAAGGGAACACCAAACCGGCACGUGCGGAGUGACUGGACUGGAACGGAAGAUUGGGGGGGUUGUGACUGGACACAGGACCGGGGGGCGGGGGGGGGGGGGGUGUGAAGGUGUUUGGAAGCUCCAAGACCAGUUUUACCGGCACAGUAUUACACAGAACCACAGCUCUCGCACAAGGCACCCGUCACAUCCCGCGCAAGCAGAAGGGCCAGCAAAGCAAGGCAUUCUGGGACAAAUACAAAUGUGUCCACUCUUUUAUGGCCAAUCUCCAGUGGAGCAUGUAUACAGUACUAAAGUUUUUUUGUUUGUUUUCUUUUUUUUGUGAGAAUCCCAUUAAUGUCUAAGAUGCACAAGAUCUGUACUUCUGAUCUAUAUAUGAACAUUCCUCUGUAUCUUUCACCGUCUGCAUGGGCAAGUCAUGGGUCCUAAAGGCCUUCCUCCUGGCCCUGCAGCCCUUGGGAACCUGCUCCCACUCAGUGUCUUUUACUUUUCUUUCCUUUUCUUUUCCAGAACGAUUUAAGACUGCUACAGUAAUCCAGAUUUCUAUAAACGCUGAUUGUCAUAAUGCUUUGUAAACAGGAUAUAAUAGUGUUACAGUGAGUGUUCAGAUAAAGUGAACAUGACCAAUGUUAAUAAACUAUUUUUUGAAACUUGA
Messenger RNA from Anguilla rostrata (American eel), 5708 nucleotides. Its product is annotated as rho-related GTP-binding protein RhoA-D. Bases 205 to 786 code for a protein of 193 amino acids. The record is from RefSeq and is a predicted model, not a curated record. The transcript has 5 exons. NCBI's taxonomy places the organism in Eukaryota, Metazoa, Chordata, Actinopteri, Anguilliformes, Anguillidae. Gene Ontology annotation, cellular component: dendritic spine; cleavage furrow; cytosol. Gene Ontology annotation, molecular function: GTP binding; protein kinase binding; GTPase activity. Gene Ontology annotation, biological process: stress fiber assembly; Rho protein signal transduction.